ACGCUUACUUACGGUCCGGACACACACACACACACACACACACACACACACACACUCACCCAGCGCAGUUUAACCUCUCACACUUUUCCAUAAACAUAAACACACUCUGGCUCAGAGCUCAGCGGCCCUCCGGCAGGACCCGGCUCAGAAGAUGGCCUUAUUCAGCUGCUGCAAGUUCCAGGCCAGGAGCUGCUUCAUGUUAUUACUGUGUAUAACCUUUACCGUGUCAGUCACUUACUACAUCCAGUUGCCCAAUGACUGGAUCAGCAGUGUUUCUGAUAAUAUCUACUCUUACUACAGAAAUCUAACAGUACACUCACCUCCUCGACCAAGACACAUGCAAACCACAGACCAGAGAACUACAGCCGACAGCACACCUGCAGUAAUGAGUGUGACCAGCCGUGCAAACACCAAAGCUACUGAAGACUUAAUGAGCACUGUUGCACCCACACCUUACAAUGCAGCAUACCCACAAAACUACCACUUCAUUCUGGAUGAGCCAGAUAAGUGCAAGCAGGAGAACCCGUUUCUGGUCCUCAUGGUCCCAGUGGCUCCACAUGAACUGGAGGCUCGAAAUGCCAUCCGGAGCACGUGGGGUAACGAGACUGUGGUCCAGGGCAAAACCGUCACGGUGCUGUUUCUGGUUGGCCUGCCUGGAAUCAAGACUGAGAAGCAACAGGAGGAGCUGAACCUGGAGAGCCAGAAAUACCACGACCUGAUCCAGAGCGACUUCAUGGACACCUACCUCAACCUGACCAUAAAGACCAUGGUCAUCAUGGAUUGGUUGGCCAGACGUUGCCCUCAGGCAGCCUACUCAAUGAAGGUCGACUCUGACAUGUUCCUGAAUCUGGACAACAUGAUGAACUUGCUGCUGGCACCUGAAACCCCCAGAAUAAACUACAUCACCGGGAUGGUUAUGUGGAACCGGCCAGUCGUCCGAGACCCAGCGUCCAAGUGGUACGUGCCACAGGAACUCUACCCGGAGGACUACUACCCAACCUACCUUCUAGGAAUGGGCUACAUCUUUUCCAAUGACCUUCCAAAGAAGCUCGUUGAAGUUUCAAAGGACAUUCAGCCAUUCAACAUAGAGGACGCAUACGUGGGCACCUGCCUAAAAAAACUAGGCAUUGCUCCUUCCACCCCUCCCAAUCCCUCACAGUUUAAAGCCUACUUUAACGGGAACUAUCAGCGGGAAGAGUUUCAAAGAGUGAUCACCACCAUCCUUAGCUCUCCACAGCAGCUGAUCAAAUUCUGGCAGGACUCAAGAAGGCCAACAUGAAGGACUGGUGAAAAGAUAGGCGGCAUGUGGUCACUUAAUAUAUUUCCUUAUAAUACAUUUGCAUUUUGUUGUACAAAAACAAAAAUUGCGGUCAUUGAAUGACUUUAAAAGUAUUUAUACUGUGAACUUUGUUUGUUAGUUUUAACAGCAUGAAUGAAUAUUUAUAAUGUGAGGCUCAAAAACAUAUAAUGGGUUGAAACCAAAAUGGCAACAUGUCAUUCUAAGCACAUUUUUAUUGUUGUUUUUAUUUAAAAUGUGGAUCGAAGGUAGAGGCCAAGCACUCUUGGAAUUAGUUGAUUUUUUAUUUAACCUUUUAUUUCCUUUCAGUUUAUUCAGAACUGACUGCUGGUGCAGUCACACUGUGCAAUAUGCUGUUAAAAAAGGUCCAUGCUUUUUGUUGAAACUACAAACCAUGUGGGUGGAAAGUGAAAUGUUUUUGGAUGCAGUUUUGGCAAAUUAAAGAUAAAAAAAUGUUUUCAGGUAAUUGAAAAGACAUUUAAAUCCUUUCAGUGAAAAUUCAUAUAUCAUAUAUCAUAUAUUUCUCCUAGUUAAAAAAAAAAAGUUAUUUUCUAUUAAUUUGGCAACUUUUGCAUGUUAAAAUAAGCUUUAUUAAGACUUAUAUUUCUUUAAAACACAAUAAACAAUAAUGAGGAAAACAACUAAAUUCUCCCCAAAUAGAGAAAUAGUUGAUUUAUAGUUACAAUAUGUCAAUAGUUAACAGGUCAUUAUCAGAAUACUGUGCCUUCUGUCCCUCAAUUAUAUAUAUUGGGAGUGGCGUCACGUUAACCUGUUCUGUUUCAAAGAUACAAAUUAUAUUCACAUUUUCCGAAGUAAUUGUAAUUACUGUGAUAUUUUACCACGGCAGGGUGUAAAUAUUAAAUGAAAUGAAUAUUAUUAACUAAUUGCUGAACCUGCAGCAGGAAACGGUAUGAACGUUGUGAUGUCACUGAUUUUAUAAAAAUGUAAUGCCAUUACUUACAGUAAAAUGAAUCUGUCUAAUUAAAUUCAAUGUCAAAAUGCAAAACAAGUGAACCAGCAUGAAGCUUGCUCAGAAAUGUAACGGCAGUUGUUGAUGCUGGCCACCCUUAGAGGUAGAACUAUUUUAGUGAUCUGAUCGUUUAGCGCUGCUCGAUUGUUGCAAUGUUGAUCUUUUGUCACUUGUUCAUCUGUUAGUCUUGAUUUAACACUGCCAAAUUUCCUGUGCAACAGAUGAAACUCUCUUUCUUUUCUGAAGCAGUCCUGAUGAGCGCCAGUUCAAUCAUAACAUUUUUAAUAGUGUUUGUGACUGCACUUAAGGCACUUGCACUUACCUGAGUUCUAGUUCUUCUAUUCACUAUUCACUGUAUACCUGUAACUCUACCUCUUCACUACUUUACUUUAACUGAUGCUCUCAAACUUUACAUUAAGAAACAAGAAAUUCAAGUAAUUAACUCUUGAUGAGUUCAGCACAGCUGUUAACUGAAAGCCUGAAUUCCAGGAGACUCUACCUCAUAAAGCUGGCUGAAUAAAUGUCACGCCUGUUAA
Molecule: messenger RNA, 2803 nt
Organism: Astyanax mexicanus (Mexican tetra)
Lineage: Eukaryota; Metazoa; Chordata; Actinopteri; Characiformes; Acestrorhamphidae
Gene: b3galt10.1
Product: beta-1,3-galactosyltransferase 10, tandem duplicate 1
Exons: 2
Coding region: 152-1279 (375 amino acids)
Cellular component (GO): membrane
Molecular function (GO): N-acetyl-beta-D-glucosaminide beta-(1,3)-galactosyltransferase activity
Source: RefSeq, a predicted model, not a curated record